Molecule: messenger RNA, 2235 nt
Organism: Corythoichthys intestinalis (scribbled pipefish)
Lineage: Eukaryota; Metazoa; Chordata; Actinopteri; Syngnathiformes; Syngnathidae
Gene: arfgap3
Product: ADP-ribosylation factor GTPase activating protein 3
Exons: 16
Coding region: 107-1597 (496 amino acids)
Biological process (GO): COPI coating of Golgi vesicle
Molecular function (GO): GTPase activator activity
Source: RefSeq, a predicted model, not a curated record
UUGGGAAUCAGGAUGUUUUUAAUGUACGUGUCACGUCCGAUUCUUCAUAAACGCGCUUCUUUUUAUUUUGCUGUCCUCUUGUGAGCGCACACGCGUGUAAACAAUCAUGACGGACCCCAGCAAACAAGACAUUUGUGCCAUAUUCAAGCGACUUCGCUCUAUUCCCACAAAUAAGGUUUGUUUUGAUUGCUCAGCUAAAAAUCCCAGUUGGGCCAGCAUCACCUAUGGCGUGUUUCUAUGUAUAGACUGUUCUGGGACACACAGGUCUCUCGGGGUGCACUUGUCCUUCAUCCGGUCUACAGAGCUGGAUUUUAACUGGUCUUGGUACCAGCUGAGGUGCAUGCAAGUGGGAGGCAACGCAAGCGCGGUGUCGUUCUUUAACCGGCAUGGUGGUGUGGACGGAGCCGCCAACGUCAGAUACAACAGCCGUACCGCUCAGCUGUACAGAGACAAAAUUAAGACACAAGCCACGCAAGCCACCAAAAGCCACGGCACAGAGCUGUGGUUGGACAGUCAGGGUUCAUGCACUUCACCCGAGGAGAAGCAUGUGGAUUUCUUCAGUUUCCACUCACAGGAUAUUCCAGAAAAUAUGGCCAAAAUGAGCCUCAGCUCUAUGGCAUCAGAGACGCAGCAGAAAGAAGAAGAAAACGGCAACUCUGAGGACGGUCCAAGCGUGGACAUGCUAAGUGCUUCCCCCAAGGCCAAUCCAGAACCUCUGUCUCUUCUCAAGAAGAAGCCGGGCCCCGCCAAAAAAACUAUGGCCGCCAAGAAAGGUGGUUUGGGCGCUCAGAAAGUGAGCAGUCAGAGCUUCAACGAGCUGGAAAAGAAAGCGCAAGCUGCAGACAAGCUCCGGCAGAAGGAACAGAAUGUAAGCGGCGACAAGAAGAACAACGUUCAACCUGCCGAGUCAAUUGCGCCAUCGAUGCGUCUGGCCUACAAAGACCUGGAUGAACAGAGGAAAAAGGACGAGCAGAAGCUGAAGAAUCUGGAUGGGAAAAAGCGUGAGCAAGCGGAGCGACUCGGAAUGGGGCUCGGCGUGAGAAGUGGAGUGUCUCAUUCAGUCACAUCAGACAUGCACAUUAUCGAGCAAGAGCGGCCCAUGGCGUCCAGAACGAGCAUGCCUUCACAUUUCCUUGAGGAUGACGACGACGAAGACGACGGAAGCUUCACCAAAGGAUGGAAGAAGAAACCCGAACCGGACUUCUUCUUGACGUCCGCCAUCACAUCCCUAGACGAAAGGCCCGCCACCCGCAGAAAAACGGAACCUGGACCGCCCUUAGACACGGGAGAAGCUCGCAGGAAGUUCGGCGAGGACGUCAAAGCCAUUUCUUCCGACAUGUACUUUGGAAAACAAGAAGGCGCAGAGUAUGACGCAAAAACGCGCCUGGACAGAUUCGCCGGGAGUUCGGCCAUUUCUUCUGCUGACCUGUUCGACGAUCAAAAGAAGCAGCCUUCUAGCUCGUACCGCCUGACCAACGUGCUGCCCAGGGCUCCCGACAUGACACAGCUGAAAAUGGGGGUGCGCAACGUCGCCGGGAAGCUGUCUGUCAUGGCUAGUGGCGUCGUCAAUACCAUCCAGGACCACUACAGCUCAUGAAGAAUGAAUCACCACAAUGAUUGAAGAGAAGUAUAUUCACAAGUCUGGGAAAUUUGAGUUAACUUAUAGUCUAUAUAAUGAAGGUUUAAAAAACAAAAAGUGUCCUUUCUAAGCCCACAGUGCUCUUGAAAAAGCAUUUUGCAAAAUUUGCUGUUUAUUUUGUUCACUUUACUAGCCUCUUUUGUCACUUUAAAGGCCUUAUUGCAAUUCUUUAAUUUGGGCAUGCAAACAAUGCCACUAUUGUUGAGGUUUAGGUGUGAUUCAUCCUAUUUUACUGACUCACGAGAGGUCAAUGUACUGUACAAUCUAGUUAGCAGUGUUAAUGCUCGGAGUCAUAUCUACCAAAUUUUGUUUAAGUCAUUCCAAAGAUAUUGAUUAUUUUGCAUACGGUGGAGUUACACUUAAGUUGCUUUUUUUUGCAUUUGGCCAAAAUUGGCAGCUUUUGCUUGAAUGUACUUUGAAGCUGUGUUUAAAAUGAAGUUGAUGAGUUGUGUAUAACAAUAUUAGAAUGGGAAUAGCUGAUAUGUGACCUGCUGUUUACUAAAUAUGUAUGGAAAAAAGAACAUUAGAUUUUGUACAAGCUAGUGGUAUCGCAUUUAUGACGUUACAAAGCUUUGGGGGAAACAUUUAAAAUAAAA